CUUAUAUAUCGGGGGAGUGGUAGGUAGCUGGACGUCAUUUAUGCCAUGUCAAAUAAUAUGAGUUCAUACAUACCUAUAUAAACCUUUUUGCUUUUCAAACGAAGUGUCUAAUCGGCCGGUAGAUCCGGAGGGUCUUCGCCGAAACAUCCCAGAAGCAGAUCACAAUCUGAUGCAGAGCAGCUGACAACAACCUCGUAGCUAGGUACGCAGCACCAUUUUCUGCUUCCUCACUCCGCCAUUGUCGACCUAUUCUCACAUCGUCUUAACACAAAAUGCAUGACCUACCCGACGAGAUUAACCUCGUCACCCUCAACUGCUGGGGCCUCAAGUACAUCUCAAAGCUGCGCCGAGAGCGACUGGCUGAGAUUGGCCGCCAGCUCGCCAUCGCCGACCCGCAGCCUCACAUCGUCGCGCUGCAAGAGUGUUGGACGCAGGAGGACUACAAGAGCAUUCGCCGGCAGACCCGCUUUAUCCUGCCCUAUGGCAAGUUCUACCACAGCGCCGCGCUCGGCGGCGGCCUGGCCAUCCUGUCGCGCUGGCCCAUCGAGGAGAGCACCAUGUAUCGCUACCCGCUGAAUGGCCGCCCGACGGCAUUCUGGCGCGGCGACUGGUAUGUUGGGAAAGGCGUGGCCUGCGCCAAGAUCCGCUACGGGCCGGCCGCGAAGCAGGUCAUUGAGGUUUUCAACACGCACACUCACGCCCCUUACGAGGGCGACAAGCCAGACGACUCGUACCUCUGCCACCGCACUGCCCAGUCGUGGGAGAUGGCCAAGCUGCUGCGAGGGGCUGCCGAGCGGGGCCAUCUGGUGAUCGCGAUGGGCGAUUUCAACAUGAUCCCCAUGUCGCUCGAACACCAGCUCGUCACAGCUCUUGCCCCCGUUCGCGAUGUCUGGCGGGUUCUACACCCUGGCAGCUCGGUGGGGCCGGCCCAUCACCCAGCCGAGAAGGCGCGUCAACGCCCGGUUCCGACAGCCGAGUUCAACAUUCAGGAAAACGGCGCUGCUUCGGACGGCCCGUAUAACACCUGGCGCUGGACCAAGGCGCAACAGAAGCUGUUGGGGCCAGGGAAGCCGCCAGUGACAGUGCCCCCAGACACUCUGGACUACCUCGGGAAACGGCUAGACUACAUCUUCGCCGGCUCCGGCGACAUCCGUGCUCUCGGCGGCGGCUGGGUAGUCAAGCGGGUCAGCGUAGGCAUGAUGAUGCGGCACCCCGAGCUGGGCUGUUCUCUGAGCGACCACUUCGCCAUAGAAUCCACACUCGCCUUCCACCCAGUCCGGCACUCCCAUCGCGAACACGCACCACCGGAAUCCGACUCCAACCCAACCACCACCGUCCCACCCUCCGACGACUCCAUACCAAUAACAACAAGAAUACCAACAACAACAAACUCCCCGAUAAACUCCAAAACCGACUCAGCCCUCCACAAAGGCGCCUACCUGCAACUCCAAUCCCCGGCCCCCAGCCCAACCCCUGACACCGACCCCUCCACGGCCCCUGCACCCCCUGCCUCGCAGCUCCAAUCCUUCCUGCACCCCUCGCCGGACACGCUGCCGGCCAAUGCCUACGACGAGAUCCUCUCGCUGAUCAAGUCCUACCGGGCAAGGGAAGAGAGCCAACUGACCUGGCGCGGCCGGCACUUCUUCGCCUCGGUGCUGGUCACCGUCGCCUGCCUGGUGGCGGUGUGGUUCAGCCCGGGCAACUACGUGGCCUUCGUCCUGAUGCUGGUCAGCUCGCUGGGCCUGGCGGCGGGCACGGUGGACGGCCUGAUGGCGCUUCUGUUCUUCCGGAGCGAGCUGAAAGCGCUGCGCGAGUUUGAGUGGGAGGUAAGGAACGCCAAGGGGUUUAUUUUGAGUGGCGCUGUAGGAAGAGGAGGAGGAGGAGGAAUGGGGAGGGAUGAGCUGGAGGAGGAAUGGGCGGAGUAUUAGAUGGGUGAAGGGGGGAAAGGGGAUAUGACGAGGGUUCGGGAAAGGCUGCUCAGUCAGCGCGCAUUGGGGUAUCUCAGUUGAUCACUUGGCAGUGGACGUGGCCGUGUGUCUGUAAUAUCCAGGUAUUGGUUAGGCUAGAAGAAUUCAUGUUCUAUCUGAUCUAGCGAGCUUUGCAGAGGAAUGGUUGACCUGGUAGUUUUCUUCUAAGGGAUAAUUGGCUUCAUUCAGUUACUAGUUGUUAUGAAUAGAGAUGUGAACCGCCUUAUGCGUGUUACAUCACAGGAAGAAAAAAAAAGGAGCCGUGAUGUUCUCGAAGGGAAUGUAGCGAGGAGCUAGUAUAAGGAACGUCUCGUGUGC
Chaetomium strumarium is the source of this 2285-nucleotide messenger RNA. Its product is annotated as Endonuclease/exonuclease/phosphatase. The record is from RefSeq and is a predicted model, not a curated record. Lineage: Eukaryota; Fungi; Ascomycota; Sordariomycetes; Sordariales; Chaetomiaceae. Gene Ontology annotation, molecular function: sphingomyelin phosphodiesterase activity. The transcript is spliced from 2 exons. The coding region runs from base 273 to 1928 and encodes 551 amino acids.